Molecule: messenger RNA, 3678 nt
Organism: Pseudophryne corroboree (corroboree frog)
Lineage: Eukaryota; Metazoa; Chordata; Amphibia; Anura; Myobatrachidae
Gene: PCOLCE
Product: procollagen C-endopeptidase enhancer
Exons: 9
Coding region: 123-1607 (494 amino acids)
Biological process (GO): proteolysis
Molecular function (GO): collagen binding; protein binding; peptidase activator activity
Source: RefSeq, a predicted model, not a curated record
CCUCCCCCUGACCACCAAGCCUGACACUCACUCACAUCUGCUCCUUUCAUUGAGAGACAAGAGCUCCAGAUACCCCCUGCUCCAACGUUCCCUGUCCCCCCAGCCUGCAGCCACUCCGCACCAUGGGGAGCGGUCUCUUCCUCUGCCUGACUCUGUGCCUGGGGCUCUGCUGGGCUCAAGAGACCCCCACCACCAAUUACACCAGGCCGGUGUUUCUGUGCGGCGGAGACAUCACUGGAGAUUCUGGCUACAUUGCCAGCGAGGGAUUCCCUAAUUAUUAUCCUCACAGUAAGAAAUGUGUCUGGAACAUCAAGGUCCCGGAGGAUCAUAUAGUGAUACUGUCCUUCCGUGUGCUGGACAUGGAGUCAGACCCCACCUGCCGCUACGACUAUCUCAACGUGUACAACGGGCGCAGCGAGAGCUCCCAGCGGCUGGCGCGUUUGUGCGGGACAUUCCGCCCCGGUGCUCUCAUGUCUACCGGCCCUGAAAUGAUGCUGGAGAUGGGGACUGAUGAAGGAAGCGGAGGACGGGGCUUCCUAGCCUGGUACAGUGCCGGAGCCCCUCAUCUCAAUGAGAACCUGUUAUGUGGAGGAAAGCUGGAGAAGCCUCAGGGCAGCGUAAUGAGUCCCAACUGGCCAAAAACGAAUUACCCCAGCGGUGUCAGCUGCUCCUGGCAUAUCGUUGCCCCUAAAAACCAGGUGAUCGAGCUCUCGUUUGGGAAGUUUGACAUCGAGGACGACAGUUACUGCCGCUACGAUUACCUGGCCGUGUUUAAUGGCGGACAGACGGACAACAACCAACAGAUCGGGAAGUUCUGCGGAGAUACUCCACCCAAAACCAUCUAUUCCAAUGGCAACGAGAUGCUGGUGCAGUUUGUGUCUGACCUCAGCGUAACAGCCAACGGCUUCGAGGCCACCUACCGGAUGAAGGACAUCUCUGAGGUGCAGAAAAAUCUCCCGGAACUGAAGCCCACCACAAGCAGCGUAUCCGCAAACCGUCCUGCUGGAACAAAAGCACCACAGAAGCCCAAGCCCAUUCCAAAGGCCACAGCUAAGCCCACGCAGAAGGUGACACCGAAACCCACUCAAAAGGCCGCAGCUAAGACCACCCCAAUACCAAAACCCACCCAGAAGGCCACAGCUAAGACCGUCUCAAUACCAAAACCCACGAAAGCUGCAAAACGAAAACUGAAAGCAACAGCAACAGCAGCAGCUGCCGGAGCGACAGGAUCAGCGGGCAAGUGUCCUGAGAAGUGCCGGAAGACUGGAACAUUAGGAAGUCACUUCUGUGCCAAUCAGUUCGUGGUGACCGGCACGGUAAAGUCGCUCGUUAAAGGCGAAGUGGAGAACACUUUGCUGGCCAGCGUCAACAUUAUCGAAACGUACAAGGCUGGAGAUCUGAGCAUCCAAGAAGCUGGGAAUACAAUGAGUGUCCAGAUUGUCAACGAGUGCCCCAGAUGUCCCAUCCUGAAGAAAGGUUCCAGCUACCUGUUCAUGGGGAAGGUGAAUGACGAUGGCCGCGGAAGAAUCGUUGGAGACAGUUUUGUUAUUGCUUACAGAGCUCAACAGCACCAAAUCCUGAAUAACAUUGCCAAGAAACCCUGCUAAUGGCUGCCAUGUCGUCAUGGUGCCAGCACUGCAUAUGGCUGCCAUGGUGCCAGCACUGCUAAUGGCUGCCAUUGUUGUCAUGGUGCCAGAACUCCUAAUGGCUGCCAUUGUUAUCAUGGUGCCAGCACUGCUAAUGGCUGACAUUGUUGUCAUGGUGCCAGCACUGCUAAUGGCUGCCAUGUUGUCAUGGCGCCAACACUGCUUCGGCCUCAUUCCUUAUCUCGCAUAGAUUCUUCAUUGCCUCAGUAGCAUUAAACGGACCACUAAACCUUAAUACGCAUUGUAUUUGAGAGCUACUACUAACAUUCCCCAUCUGCAAGAGCUAUUACACCUAAAUAGACUUCAUAUUAAUGCUUGUGGGGGAAGAAUUUCCCCAUGCACAGCAGACUUCCUGUGAGUCAGCAGACACAGAGGGCAGUAGUAGCCGCUAUUGGACAAAUAACAUGAUUAUGUUGUAUGCAAUCAUGGAGAGUCUCCCGGAAUGUCUGAGAAAGUCUGCGAUUCCCCGGAUGGUGGGAGAAGUGGGUGGGGACGCGGGCGCUUUCUCACGGCUCACCCAGCCUGCCAGAGGGGAGGCCUACAACGUGGGCAAGCACGGUAGAAUGUCAUCUUACCCCUUGUCAGGGCAUGUGAACUCUUCUGGGUUUAGUGGCCUUUAUGUGAAUACAAAAUGGCUGCCGUGGAGAAUGCUUUAGUUUUUUCACCCUUUCCUUACAGGAUGUAAUGGCGCUCAGUUAUUUUAUACAUCAUUGUGUCUCUUAUUCUCCUGGGUAAUUAUAGACCCCCCCACCCUCUCUUCUUCUCAAUUCUACCUCCACCCUGCAUUCUUCCUCUCCUCUUCCCUAUACUUACAUACAUUUUCCAGAGAUGCUAUACCCCUGACUGCUGGGCCACACGUAACAUGGUUCCAGGUCUCUUUACUCCCCUAUAGCAAGCUGUGACUGCAUAGCUAUAUGAACGGGUGCUGAGAAUUACACCCAGUAUACAGGACAGAGGAAGUGGCACUGUGCAGCUGAUCCUACAUAAAUAUUAUAAACAAGUACUUAGAAUUACACCCAGCAUACAGGACAAGAGUAGUGGUACUGUGUAGAUGUUCUUAUUACAUUUAUAGAAUGAAUAGGUGCUGUGAAUUACACCCAAUAUACAGGACAGAGGAAGUGGCACUGUGCAGCUCUUCCUACAUAAAUAUUAUAAACAAGUACUUAGAAUUACUCCCAGCAUACAGGACAAGAGAAGUGGCACUGUGUAGAUUUUCCUACAUGUAUAGAAUGAAUAGGUACUGAGAAUUACACACAGCUUACAGGACAAGAGAAGUGGCACUGUGCAGCUGUUCCUACAUGUAUAGAAUGAAUAGGUACUGAGAAAAACACCCAGCAUACAGGACAAGAGAAGUGGCACUGUGCAGCUUUUCCUACAUGUAUAGAAUGAAUAGGUACUGAGAAUAACACACAGCAUAUAGGACAAGAGAAGUGGCACUGUGCAGCUAUUCCUACAUAUAUAGAAUGAAUAGGUACUGAGAAUUACACACAGUAUACAGGACAAGAGAAGUGGCACUGUGCAGCUGUUCAUAUAGACUACAUUUUUUUUUUAUGACUGUUUUAGAUGCACGCUAUUAAUCUCACACGGCCAGAUUUAGAGAUGGCCGCAAAUCCCUACAGUGCCGCAGCUCUCUUGGCGGGACGGCUCCAUGACCACAGGAGUUUCGCCGCUGUCUCCUAGGACUGUACAUACAGCCGCUUCCCUCCUCCUGGGAUACGAUGGCUCAUACUCAGCACUGAUUCCCCAUCGGUCUUAGAAGAGGAAAAGCCAACACUACCCUGCAGGGUGACACCGGAACCGCCGACUGCUGUACCAUGCUCCAUCCCUCCAUGUUGUCCUAUACUCUAUCCAUAAACAAAAUCUAUUUUACCCCGUAUAACUGCUGUAUAAUAAUCGCGUCCAGCAGUCAGGGCCGCUGCGCACGUACACACAGUCCCUCCCUUUUCUUCCUCUGUCUCUUUCCAUUCACUGGCCUGGAUGUUGGAUAUAAUUAAUCUGUCACUUUUAACAAUAAAAUGCUCCUGUUCCUUUA